Aspergillus brunneoviolaceus CBS 621.78 is the source of this 1423-nucleotide messenger RNA. RefSeq names its product SDR family oxidoreductase. The transcript is spliced from 2 exons. The record is from RefSeq and is a predicted model, not a curated record. Bases 138 to 1040 code for a protein of 300 amino acids. NCBI's taxonomy places the organism in Eukaryota, Fungi, Ascomycota, Eurotiomycetes, Eurotiales, Aspergillaceae.
CGAUCGCGAUCGUCGUCCGAAAUUCUUCGGACUCGGCAACACCAUGGUAUACGACCUCCCUGCAUAUAAAUAGCUCUCCAAUGCUUCAAAGUCGUGACUGGUAACCGACUCCAGUUCUCAAUUUCCAAGUGUCAAUCAUGUCUCAAAUCUAUCUCAUUACCGGUUGCUCGUCGGGACUCGGUUACGAAUUCGCCCGUCAGGCACUCCACCGAGGCCAUAAAGUCAUCGCGCUUGCUCGCGAUAUUGCCAAGCUUGCCCCUCUGCAAGAGCUUGGCGCAGCGACGCUCACACUCGAUGUGACAACAUCGCAGGAGGAAUUGGAUCGAACAGCAACAGCGGCCCUUGCGAUUUAUGGCAGCGUCGAUAUACUGGUGAACAAUGCAGGCUACACGCUCUUCGGAGCGGUAGAAGAUCUCAGGUAUGGUUUGAUUCGGGGUAAGAAAAGGUGCAUUGUUGACCGUAUGAGUAGCUACGAUGAAUGUCUUAGGGAAUUCCGGACAAAUGUGUUCGGGCCAAUAGCUCUCACUCGUGGCCUGCUGCCUCAUUUUCGUCGACGCCGUGCGGGAACGAUCGUCAACAUCGGUUCCCUCUGUGCAUGGGAGACAUACCCGGGUGUGGGUGUUUAUAGUGCUUCCAAGGCGGCUUUUCGAUAUUUCACCGAGGCGCUUGCCCAAGAGACCGCCGGCACAGGCAUAAGAACCCUUUUGGUCGAACCCGGCCAAUUUCGUACAGAUCUCCUGAGCCCCCGGAACAGCACGUUUGUCGAGACCAAUAUUCCAGAGUAUCGAGACCUGACGGCUGCUUCGUUCGCAAACUUCCGCAAUGCUCACGGCAAGCAACGGGGUGACCCAACAAAAGCCGUGGCUCGUGUUUUGGAUGUCAUCCACGGCGAGAACGAGGCCAGUGGCCGAGAUUGGCCGGGAGAAUUGGCGCUGGGCCCCGAUGCAGUGGAAGCCAUCCGAAACAAAUGCGAGCGAACCUUGAAGCGGUUGAAUGAGUGGCAAGUUUUCUCAUCGGAGACCGACGCUGGAUGUGGUUAGCUCGAGAUAAGCCGGCGUUGUAGUGAUUUGUCUUUGAAAGGAAGCUGCUGCAUGACUUGGUCGAUGCAGGCGAGAGAGGACUCGAAACCCUGUCAAUUACAUCAUAAUCAUGGCUGGCCACCUUGGUCACACUGCAGAAACUUCCGCAGCGCUGAACAGUUCGUCGCCCUAAUAUAGAAGUUUGCGGGUCGGCCAACUUCGUGCAAUGCUGGGUGGAAAGACAGGGUGAGGGAAGCUGUAAAUAAACCGCAUUGAUUAGCAGUUAGGUCCAAUAUAGCCCAACUAUUCAAAAUAGCGACACGUCGGUGCAUCAGCUAUCGCAGACCGUAAUAGGCUAGCCGAGGUUGUAGUUGGUUUCGCUCACGGUGUGUGCCUUGCGUCUG